This is a messenger RNA of Pygocentrus nattereri (red-bellied piranha), 1562 nucleotides long. RefSeq names its product hydroxypyruvate isomerase (gene hyi). Gene Ontology annotation, molecular function: hydroxypyruvate isomerase activity. The transcript is spliced from 8 exons. The record is from RefSeq and is a predicted model, not a curated record. NCBI's taxonomy places the organism in Eukaryota, Metazoa, Chordata, Actinopteri, Characiformes, Serrasalmidae. Gene Ontology annotation, biological process: glyoxylate metabolic process. The coding region runs from base 272 to 1087 and encodes 271 amino acids.
AUGCGCCGAAACCAACCUGAGUUCGCAAGAAGUCGCUUACCUUUGCUGUCUAAAGCGAGUUAAUGGUUUCUAAAGGACAGGAGGAACACUGUACAGCCCUGGCGGUGCAUCCAUCAGCGUUAAACACCGAGAAACUGCACAUAACAUGGGAAAGUACGCUGGCUGAUGUUGCUAGCCUGGGUCAAUGAUUAGCUUGGCUAGCGUUAGUUGUUGACGUAAGGUCAGACACGUUUGGUCCGUUUAGCGAGACACGAAGUGAAACAGGGAGAACAUGACAGCGCUAAAAUUUUGUGCCAACAUCUCAUGGCUUUUCACCGAACUGCCAGAAUUCAGCCAGCGAGCGCAAGCUGCCGCCCGAGCCGGUUUCCAGGCGGUGGAAGCGGCGUGGCUGUACGAUUCAGACCCGGGAGAGCUGCGGAAAGUGACGGAACAAACAGGGCUGGAAGUGGCGCUUAUAAACACUCCCCCGGGUGAUUUAAAGAGUGGUGACUUGGGUCUGGGUGCUGUCCCUGGGAGGGAGCAAGACUUCAGGCAGGGUUUGGCUUUGGCCAUUAACUUCGCUAAAACAUUGGACUGCAAGAGGAUCCACGUGAUGGCUGGGAGAGUACCUGCAGGACUGCAACGUUCUGCCACUUCAAUGGAGAUGGAGGCCACAUUUGUACAGAACCUAAGAUAUGCUGCUGAUGUCCUUGCAAAGGAGGGGAUUCUUGGCUUGAUUGAGCCAAUUAACACAAGGGUAACUGAUCCUCAGUAUUUCCUGGACUCACCACAUCAAGCGGCUGAAAUCCUUCAGAAGGUUGACCGCCCGAACAUCAAGCUGCAAAUGGACGUUUACCACUGGCAGAUAAUGGAUGGGAACCUGACCCAGAACAUUCAAAAAUACUUCCCCCUCAUAGGUCAUGUCCAGGUCGCCCAGGUUCCUGACCGCCAUGAACCAGACAGUCCAGGAGAGGUCAACUUCCCUUACCUCUUUAACCUGCUGGAAAAGCUGGGCUACCAGGGAUAUGUGGGCUGUGAAUACAAACCAAUGGGCUCCACAGAAGCAGGCCUGGAUUGGGUGAGGAAGUACUGGGGGGGCAAAAAGUGAGAGAAACUGCAGUUUUUCACAAUCAAGAUUGAGCUUUUGUAGGACACAAUGGAACAACACCUUCCCCUCCCCCUCCUCUACACCAUCAGCAACAUUUAAUCUUGGACGAAUCUCUUGCCCACGUUUAAAGUGUGGCUGUUGUGCAGGGGGAAAUCAGGCUGUUCAGCACGUGUCUGUGCACAGAAAUCAUGGCCAGCAAAUGCAUGCAUAUUUGGAGAAAUUGGGGCAGUAAUUACACACAUAUUUACUGAUAGGCUUGUUUAGAUGGAGCCUCUUGUCUGCUGGAGAUAAGCCUGGAAUUGAACACUUUUAUCAAGGACUUCCUUCACCAACCAGCGUAAUAAAUGCUCAAGAAUAAUACUAGGAAGUUAUUAUAUACAAGUCCUUAUUUGCAUCAUCAAGCAAAAUCCUGUUUAUGGUGACCUGUUAGUUCUGUCUUUCAAAGCACUGUAUUAAACACAACAUUGGUUAUUAA